AUCUUAAAAGGAGAAUGUCUGUUGGAUCUUAGCAAUUUUACAGAAAAUAAUAAAGCACUGAACAGAGAGUAUGAAGAGUAUGUUCUGACAGUGGGUGACUUUGACGAGAGGGUUUUCCUGGGAGCUGAUGCUGAAGAAGAGAUCGGAACUCCUCGGAAGUUUCCUGCAGAUGUGCCGGUGGGGAAAACAGCAGCCAGAGCUCAUGUGGAGUGUCACCUUCAGCAGCAUUUUGAAAAGAAAAGGUCAUUUGCACCUUCAACUCCUCUGACUGGAAGAAGGUACCUACGAGAAAAGGAAGCUGUCAUCACUCCUGUUGCUUCAGCAACACAAAGUGUGAGCAGGUUGCAGAGUAUUGUGGCUGGAUUGAAAAAUGCACCCAGUGAACAACUUAUAGCUAUUUUUCAGUCCUGUGCACGCAACCCCAUGGAGAGCAUCUUGAACAGGGUAAAAGAGAUCGGGGAGACCUUCUGCCGCAGCUACACGCAGGCAACAGAUGAGCAGCCAGGAUCCCAUAUAGAUUUUGCUGUAAACAGAUUAAAAUUGGCAGAGAUCUUGUACUAUAAAAUCCUGGAGACUAUAAUGGUGCAAGAAACACGAAGACUACAUGGGAAGGAUCUGACUGCUGUCUUGGAACAGGACGUGUUUCACCGCUCUCUCCUGGCGUGCUGCUUGGAGAUCGUGCUCUUUGCCUACAGCUCACCCCGCACCUUCCCCUGGAUCAUCGAGGUGCUUGACCUCAGGCCAUUCUAUUUCUACAAGGUGAUUGAAGUGCUGAUUCGGUCUGAGGAGGGACUUUCCAGAGACAUGGUGAAGCACCUCAACAGCAUUGAGGAACAGAUUCUGGAGAGUCUUGCCUGGACUCGGGACUCAGCUCUCUGGGUUGCUCUGCAGGCCUCGGAAAGCAAGGUCCCAACCUGUGAAGAAGUGAUAUUUCCCAGUAAUUUUGAAGCAAGCAAUGGAGGAGGUGGGCUUGGGCAUCUGCCCAUGAUGCCAGUGUCUCCCAUCAUUCAUCCUCGGGUGAAGGAGGUUCGGACAGACCUUGGUGGCAGUUUGAGGCGGGACAUGCAGCCCUUGUCACCGAUCUCCGUUCACGAGCGCUACAGUUCUCCUGCAGCUGGUAGUGCCAAGAGGAGGCUCUUUGGAGAUGACAGCCCCAAGGAGCUGCAAAUGGAAAAAAUGUUAACUGAAGGAACCAAGUUGACAAUUGCUCCAGCAUCAAGCAUUGCUGCUGAAAAUGUGUCCUUUCCUCCUGGCCAAACUGUACUGACCAUGACAACGGCUACAGUGCCAGGAAGAACAGGACAGAAGGUUACUAUCCCACUGCACGGUAUUUCAAGUGACAUGGGAGGGAUCACCUUGAUACCCAUCUCCAUGAGUCUGGGCCAGCCCUGCAAAGGGGAGGCCCAGGCUCCCACCCCAGCCCCCCUGAGCCAGGCCCAGGAGGUGCAGCCACCACCAGCCGGCAAACCCAAGCGAACAGGAUCCUUGGCACUGUUCUACAGGAAGGUUUACCACCUGGCGAGCGUGCGCUUGCGUGAUCUGUGCCUGAAGCUGGACGUCUCCACUGACCUGCGCAGGAAGAUCUGGACCUGCUUUGAAUUCACAUUGGUUCAUUGUCCUGAUCUAAUGAAGGACAGACACUUGGACCAGCUCCUCCUCUGUGCUUUCUACAUCAUGGCAAAGGUAACCAAAGAGGAAAGAUCUUUUCAGGACAUCAUGAAAAGUUACAGAAAUCAGCCACAAGCAAACAGCCAUGUUUAUAGGAGUGUCCUGUUGAGAAAUGGUUCUGCCAACGUCCCCUCGGACAAAAAUGCCAACGAAGAUGUGGAGAUGACAGAAGACUCCUCUGUGAAAACUGGCAGCUCCCCAGGACAACCCACAGAGCACUCCAGCGAGUUGGGAUCAGAGGAGAGAGGAGAUCUCAUUAAAUUUUACAACGCAGUCUAUGUAGGAAGAGUAAAAUCAUUUGCACUGAAGUAUGAUAUCACAAACCAGGAUUAUGUAAUGGAAGCCCCUCCCUUGUCCCCAUUCCCCAGCAUCCGGCAGCAGCCGCUGUCCCCGCGGCGCGUCUCGCAGCAGCACUCGCUCUACGUCUCCCCUCACAAGAACGGGCCCUGCCUGACCCCUCGCACUGCCCUGCUCUACAAAUUCAGUGGGAGCCCUUCCAAGAGUUUGAAAGACAUCAACAAUAUGAUAAAACAAGGUGAACACAGGAGUAAGAAGCGAGCAAUAACAAUUGACAGUGACACUGAAUCCCCUACAAAGAGACUCUGCCAGGAAAAUGAUGAUGUUCUGCUCAAACGUCUCCAGGAUGUUGUCAGUGAAAGAGCAAAUCAUUGAAGCUGCUGCUUUUCUGUGGGACCUGAGAGCUGGGGAGCUGGGUGCAGCUGUUGUGAUGUUGAUUUCUGGUUCUUGUACACAGACAACUGCCAAGUUU
Messenger RNA from Chaetura pelagica (chimney swift), 2437 nucleotides. RefSeq names its product retinoblastoma-like 1 (gene RBL1). Gene Ontology annotation, biological process: negative regulation of G1/S transition of mitotic cell cycle; cell differentiation; regulation of transcription by RNA polymerase II. Gene Ontology annotation, molecular function: RNA polymerase II transcription regulatory region sequence-specific DNA binding. The transcript is spliced from 16 exons. Lineage: Eukaryota; Metazoa; Chordata; Aves; Apodiformes; Apodidae. The annotation marks the transcript as partial. Gene Ontology annotation, cellular component: nucleus; transcription regulator complex; chromatin. The record is from RefSeq and is a predicted model, not a curated record.